UGCACGUUCAGGUUCUAAGGCCAGAGACCAGUCAGCGACUGACUCAUUCAGUAGGAUUUUCAACUGUCAGUGACUCCCUGACGACUCCAGCUAAAUAUGUCAAAGUUGGAGCAGGUCCUUGUUCUCGACCCCCCCUCUGACCUCAGAUUUAAAGGUCCCUUUACAGAUGUAGUCACCACCAGCCUGACGCUGAAGAACCCAUCUGAUAAAAGAGUAUGUUUCAAAGUGAAGACCACAGCUCCCAGGAGAUACUGCGUACGGCCAAACAGCGGCAUCAUCGAUGCAGGCGUCAUCGUCACCAUCUCUGUAAUGCUCCAGCCCUUUGACUACGACCCCAAUGAGAAAAGUAAACACAAAUUCAUGGUCCAGAGCAUCUUUGCUCCCCCUAAUGAGUCUGAGCUGGAUGCUAUGUGGAAAGAUGUGAAACCAGAUGACCUCAUGGAUUCCAAGCUGAGAUGUGUAUUCGACCUGCCUUCUGAAAACAAUAAAGUGAAGGACGUGGAAGGGAGCAGCGACGUGGCCGUGCAGAACUUCUCCAAGGCAGCGGACGGACCCGUGGUAGCAGCGGCGUCGUCAAAGACGGUCAGCGCCUCCGUGGACGACUCUGAGAUGAAGAAACUGUCAGAGGAGUGCAAGAGACUGCAGGCUGAGAUGGGCAAACUGACUGACGAGAACAGACAACUCAAGGACGACGGUGUUAGAAUGAGAAGGGCUGCCCAGCAUUCCGAUCACAUGACAUCAAACCAGACAGGCUCCUCCUCCUCCAUGAUGCAACACACCACCGCAGCGUCCCUGCCCUCCCUCCUCGUCGUCAUAGCAGCCAUCUUCAUCGGCUUCUUCAUCGGGAAGUUCGUCUUGUAGGCUGGGGCUGGCUCUGAAAUGGCACCCUAUUCCCUAUGUAGUGCACUACUUUUGACCAGGGCCCUCACGCGGGUGAGUCCCAUGGAACUCUGGUCAAAAGUAGUGCACUACAUAGGGAAUAGGGUGCCAUUUCGGAUGUUGCGCCCUCUGAGACACACAACGCCUGCCGUAUCCCACGACAACCCCUUAGCUCCGGGAAUCAAAAUGCCCGGAUGGAACUGACUAACGAAGAAGAAGAGUAUUGCUGUUGACUUAGCCAUAUCAGAAGUAGUGCUGUGAACCUACAUCUGUCUGCAGUGACCACGUUGUCUGUCUGUACAGCAUCAGAUGUACCAGAGGCCCACUGCCUUUUUACAAGGUCUUAUACACGGUUAGUACACACAAGGAAGGAAGGAAGGAAGGAAGGAAGGAAGGAAGGAAGGAAGGAAGGUUGCUCCUUGUUUGUGUGUGUCUGUUCUUUGAUGGAGGGACAGACAAGUUUGUGGAGGGAUGUGAUAUGUGAGUCCCAAAUGGCACCCUAUUCCCUAUGUAGUGCACUACUUUAGACCAGAGAAUGGCACCCUAUUCCCUAUA
Molecule: messenger RNA, 1434 nt
Organism: Coregonus clupeaformis (lake whitefish)
Lineage: Eukaryota; Metazoa; Chordata; Actinopteri; Salmoniformes; Salmonidae
Product: vesicle-associated membrane protein-associated protein A
Exons: 6
Coding region: 97-861 (254 amino acids)
Biological process (GO): neuron projection development
Cellular component (GO): endoplasmic reticulum membrane; plasma membrane
Molecular function (GO): FFAT motif binding
Source: RefSeq, a predicted model, not a curated record